Molecule: messenger RNA, 2467 nt
Organism: Cuscuta epithymum
Lineage: Eukaryota; Viridiplantae; Streptophyta; Magnoliopsida; Solanales; Convolvulaceae
Source: the annotation of a GenBank genome assembly
AAGUAAUUGACUAAUUGCAACAACGUUAAGGGUUGGAGAAUAGUUUUGAUAAAGUCAACGGCUUCAAGGGAUCUUUCGAGCUAAGAGGGGAGAAGAUCUACAGGUAGUUUGGGUUUUUGUUUGAGCAUAAUCGGCGAGUAUGGCAAGGCUAGACUGUGAAAGUUGGAGUUCCUCUCAAUGAGUGGUAGCAGGAAGGGGAGGUCGUCAAUGGUGGGUAGUGCGAGCUGGUAUCAUCUGACAAUGUGGUGGAAGAAGGUAAUUGUGGAUGCCUCAAUUUGUGACCAGUCUUAUGGCCUGGGACUAGGAUUUUGUGCCGAUAGAGUUAGAUUCACUUUUGGCGUUUUCAGAUAUCCAUGAUAGCUCGAGCCUAUCUUCUAAAGGAUUGUUGGUGGAAGACAUUAGAGUAAUGAAUUCGGUGUUCAAACGGACCCUUAAGGACCAAUCAGAGACAAGAAAUCUUUGUUGUGCAUUAUCAUAAGUGGGAACAUUGGCCAGUGGAGGUGGUAGCAAUGAGUGCUGGUUCUAAAGUGGGAAUCAGGCAGCAUAGUACCAGAAGUUAAAAAACUUCUUAUGAAAAAUGGGUUAGCACGUGUCUACAUUCCUCGUUUGUAACCAAGUAAAAUCUGCCACAAUGAUAAGCUUUCGGAAUUUCAACUUGUCAGUGGGUAGAUUAUGGACAGUAUGGACCACCCCUCUGUUCAUGAAAAAUACUGUACGUAGUAACUAGUAAGGAAAUUCUGGGAAAGAGAAGUAAGAAAAAACAUGAGAUGAUGUUCCAGAAAGGAUUUGCGGCUCGACUUUUUUGGUUCUCAUCUUUUAUCAACGCUUUAUAGCGCUGUUUUUUCUUAGAGAAAAAAGCUUUCUGGUUGCAAUGAUCAAUUUUCCAGUUAGAGGAUGUUUUCAGUUUCCCCGACUAGUACUAUAUUGCUAUUGUAGCCAGAGCUGUUACUGGAUAUGGAGUGUUCGGGAAUAGAAUUUCAUUAUUCUGAAUUCUGAAAUUUCAGCUUCAAGCUACAGGCUGUCUCUAGAUUGAAGUUAGUUAUGGGUUGAUAAUUAUGGAGCCUGAGAAAUGGAAAUAUUAAUUCCAUUUAGAAAACUUCAAGCAAUGGAUAUCUAACUUUUCUGAGUUAUUGAGACCUUAAAUCCGCGAAUACAUCUCGUUUGGCAGAUCGUGGACUUGAAUAAGCUGUUGGAAAGUUCUCCGGCUGUCAAAUUUGUUGGGCAAUUUUCCUUUGGCAAUUUAUCUGUUUCAUAGGAUCAGAUUGAUCAUAAACAGAUUAUUUAAAUAUAACCAUAUAAUAUAUUAUCUUCUUCGUUUAGCAGUUUAUUUGUGUUGAGUUCAAUCAAUUGAUUCUGGAACUCUAAUACUUGAUCAAAAGGCAAGGAUCACACGUUUACAGUGCGGAUAUAAUCUUUUAGCUUUCAAAAUAUGGAUUUGGACAUAAGCGACAUUGAAAGAUUAUGGUGGAAAAGCUUGUUCUACUCUCUAUCUAGUCUUGAAGAUACUCUUGGAAGAAUAGACGAUUUCUUAUCCUUUGAAAGGGUGUUUAUAGAAGGAGACUUGGUUUGCUUAGUAAAGGAUGAACCAUCCGGGCAGACCGGUAGAGUGGUCAAUGUUGAUAUGGUAGUCGACGUGGAGGACAUUUUCGGAACUGAAAUACGAGGUGUCCACAGUCCACUCCAAGAAAAUCCAAAAAAUGCAUUCAAUUAUGGUUGGGGAUUAUGUAAUGUGUGGGCUGUGGCUUGGAAAAGUUGAAAAAGUGAUUGAUCGAAUAACCGUUCUGUUUGAUGCCGGUUUUAUAUCUGGAUUCACCACAACGGGACAUGAGAUCAUCACGCCCAUUUCUCCAAACUUGCUUGAAGAUCCACACUAUUCGUUUUAUCCCGGGCAGAGUGAAGAUUCAUACCCGACCAGUUCCUCCAAAAGUUGUUGUGUGAUGUCAGAAAUGAUAAAAGAUAUACAGGGACUGUUUGCUCUUUGGAUGUCGGGGUUGUGUAUGUUAGUUAGAUUGGUUGUGUGACAAAUGGACGUGAGAAGGCAUCUAGUCCUCCACAUUUGCAGGAUUCAAAAAUUUUGACCUUGCUGUCAUGUUUUUCUGAUGCCAAGUGGCAGGUUGGGGAUUGGUGUUUGCUUUUAGAUGCUGACAAUGAGAAUUCCCUGCAUAGUUCUCUUUGGGUAUGUUUAGACCCCAGAGAUUGACUAAUGAUGUAAUUUUCUUAGUGUAUUUUAAAGUUGGAUAUAUGUAAAUUCUUAGUCACAAUAUAGGGUGUUUGGAACUGAUUAUGCUUUUGCAUCUUUUUUAAAACAGAAGCAGAAUCAGAUCCAAACACGAUAUAGGGGGUGAUAUAGACUAUAGCACUAUGCCUAUAGAUAUAAACAAAUGCAAAUAUACAAUAAGUAUAUAAAAAUUCUGAAACAAGUUUAUUGAGGUUUAGCCCAUUUUUCAUCUUGCACCUAAUCUUUGUG